UUCUAUUUUUGACUUAUAUGCUUGUGUACGUCAUUAGUAGUUUCUGUUUCCUAUGGUCUGCCAAGACCCACAGUAAACUGAAGCAAACUGCAAAGCCAAAGAGUAGCAGAACACUGAUAGGGCAACUGCCUUCUCCCACUCACUUUCUGGGAGUGGGAGAGAUAAACAGCUCUUACUUUGCUGGACUCCUGUAAACAUGGCUACAAGUGAGGAAUUUUGCAUGAAACCGUCGUUAGGGGGUGUAGCUACUGCACUCUUGCAUGAAAAAUGUGGCAAACGUGCGAUAGCUACCAGUGAUAUAUUUCUCAAAAUUUAUGUUAAAUACUAGCUACUCUGGAUAAAGCUGGACAUGUAUAUACCACACAGAAGAAUAGUAGUCAGGCACACUCACAAGUGAAAAAUAUGA
Geodia barretti is the source of this 406-nucleotide messenger RNA. Lineage: Eukaryota; Metazoa; Porifera; Demospongiae; Tetractinellida; Geodiidae. The record is from the annotation of a GenBank genome assembly.